Molecule: messenger RNA, 3871 nt
Organism: Gadus macrocephalus (Pacific cod)
Lineage: Eukaryota; Metazoa; Chordata; Actinopteri; Gadiformes; Gadidae
Gene: znrf2b
Product: zinc and ring finger 2b
Exons: 5
Coding region: 576-1280 (234 amino acids)
Source: RefSeq, a predicted model, not a curated record
CGCUCCACUCCGCCGUUCACCAUACACACACACGCGCGCGCGUGCACAAGCACAUUUACUCACACACACACACACACACACACACACACACACACACACACACACACACACACACACACACACACACACACACACGCACUCAGCCAGCCUACAUGAGACCACGUUCACAGGCGGCAGGGCGGCGGUGGGGAUGAAUGCGGGGAUUGGACCCCGUGACAGCAGAAGAACCCACGACCAGGGACAUCAUGGAGUAAUGACAUCACUGCAAAACUUUUUUCUUGCACGGAAUACAACAGCAGAGGGGGCGCUUUUGCGCGUCGCUAACUUUUGUGUAGUUGUCAUCCGUCCGUGUUGAAGCCCAUGACCGAUGUCCGUCCUCUCGUCACGGGGAUGUAGCGUCCGCGGGAGGACGCCAGCUUUUCCCACGACCCAUUUUGCUGUCCUUUACACGCCCGUUUAUUUGUUUUAACCACGUGGUCCGGGCCCGGCGUCCUCUGUGCGGUGUCAGUCAGAUCUGGCAGCACUGUCGUCCGUCCCACCACGUAAGCCUACCACCAUUUCGCCGGCGACCGGCCAUGGGAGCCAAGCAGAGCGGUCCUGCGACCAACGGACGCACCAGAGCCUACUCCGGCUCGGAUCUGCCCUCGAACACAAGCAGCGGACACAGCAGGGCGGCCGCCGCCCUUGGAACGCGGUACCACGCGUACAGUGGGACCCCCUCCGCGCACCACGGGACGCACGGUGCGCACGGGGCGACGUCGAGUGGCGCGAGUCCACAGCACAACGGACCUAGCUCGAGAUCGACCGGUGGGGGGCGCAGCACGGGGGCUUCGGCGACGAGGACCCAGUCUGGAAUUAACAUCCCGAACAGCCGCGGGGGAGCCCACCGUUCUCACGAGUCUGCGGGCAGCACCCCAGACGAGACGGCGGGGGAGCGUGAGAGGUCAAAUGGAGGUCACGGGGGACCCCGGUUGUUGGUAGGGUCGUUGCCGGCCCAUCUCUCGCCUCACUUAUUCGGAGGUUUCCAGUGUCCUGUGUGCUCCAAGUUUGUCUCCACAGAUGAGAUGGACUUGCACCUUGUCAUGUGUCUCACCAAACCCCGAAUCACUUAUAACGAGGACGUCCUGAACAAGGCUGCAGGGGAGUGUGCGAUAUGCCUGGAUGACCUGACCCAAGGGGAGACCAUAGCCCGUCUGCCUUGCCUCUGUAUCUAUCAUAAAGGUUGCAUCGAUGAGUGGUUCGAAGUAAACAGGUCGUGUCCUGAGCACCCUUCAGAAUAAAAGCGCAUGGCAUUUUUUUUGCACAGGUAAACGAAGAUCCCCACUUCCACUCAUAAUCGGACGGCUCACAAGAGGCGGAUCUCAAGAGGUGGAUCACAAGGGCACGAUCACAAGAGGACGAUCACAGGAGGUGAUCACAACAUGUGUGAACCUUGGGUCUUGCAAGCCCUCAGCCGGUGUCCCUAAGACUGCUUCUACACUUUCACCCCCCCCCCCCCCCAGCCCCCCCCCCCCCCCCCCAAUCAUGUGCCAAACCUCAUCAAUGCAAUAUUAUCAGGGAUUCACCAUUUUUAACGUUGAUCUUGCAACACGUCCAUGUGUAGUGUCUCGCCUCCAGCCUCUCCUGCCACCCCCCCCCCCCCUCUCCCCCCAACAUAUACACACACACACAACUCCACACACACUUCUACAAGCCCUGCUCCCCAUGCCGCUCCAGCAUCCUGAAGAGCCAGACGCAGGGUGUCCGAGCGCCUUGUGCUCAACUGAACACCGUUGGACAUCUCCCCCCCCCCCAUGUGUUUGUAUCGCCGAGGAUCAGCUGCAAGGAACACCUGUAGGUCGUGUGGGCGGCCGCCUCUCACAACAUCCCACAUCCUCUCAAACUCUCUGAUUGUGGAAACUUGAGACUGUCGGCAAAGGAGGAGAUCGAUGCAAGAUGGAAGAAAUCUCCUUUGCUUCCUCCGCCUCCUGCACCUCCUUCCCUCCUCCUUCUCCUCCUCCUUCUCCUCCUCCUUCUCUCCUCCUCCCCCUGGCAUGCUGCCGGGGGGUCUACCAGUGCCUUUUGUUUUUCUUUAAAGACUAACAGUAAGACUGGGGAGGAGGAGGAGGAGGAGGAGGAGGAGGAGGAGGAGGAGGAAGAGAAGCAAGAGGAGAAAGUGUUGGGGACAUGGAAAUACGAUGGAUCGAUGGUGCUGCUGGCCUAUGAAUGUGACCAUACAGAACUGUGUGAUUGGCCCGGGGCACCAGAACUCAACGUACUGUAAAAGGUACCUUUUGGUCGCGCAAUAUAAUAUAAUGUUGAGUCCUCAAUCUGAGCCCUUCAUCUCUUCUUCUUUAUUCCUGCUAGGGAAAAAUGUGAACUGAAUGAGAAUGUCACUUUUUUGAAUAGGUUUGUCUGUUUCCUGUAGCAUUAUGUUUGGGUCGUUCAAGGGUAUGGGGGGGACGGGGGGGGGGGGGGGGACUGCUACCCCCUACCCCAGACUACCUUUGUCUGUGUAACGGCAGCACUAGUGUUUACCAGUGUCUCUCCCACCUUCAUCCCACCACUCCCGUAGUACAUCAUGUUUUUGCUGUUUUCUAAUUGACUAUUUAUCAUGAUUUAUACAUCAGGUACGACUGAGCCCCCCCCCCCCCCCCCCCCCCCCCCCCCCCAUCUAUUUUACUUCAAAGGGAUUUUUACAUCAAAGGGACACGUAAGAUGAUUUGCUCAGCAUUUAACUACAGCAAAACAUAAACAAAUUACAAAAAAGGGCAGGAUUAGGAAACCGUUUUCUGAUCCCAAAGACAUAGACUGUGUGUGCGUGUAAGUUUGGCGCGCUUGCAUAUGUGUGUGUGUGUGUCCAUCUCCGCUUUGAGUGUUUGUUAUAUCUUUAAAAGCCUUGGAAUAGUCCUCCUUGAAGGAUUCUACAGCCUUUUCAGAACAUGCUGCUGAAGAAGUAAAUAUCUAUAGAUUAUCUGCCUAAAAAUAAAUACAAAAAAGAUUUCAUUACCAACGUAAGGUAUUGGGUCAGAACUGUGAUAAGCUUAUGAUGGACUUCAUUCAGUGGCAUUUCUUCUGGUAGCCCAAUGCCACAUUGUUUGUUAAUGGAAACUACUGGUUGAAUUUAGUAAAAGAAAGUAUUGUUCAUAAUAAUAUUAUUAUUAUUAAUAAUAAUAAGGUUAUGCCAUUGCUGAAACAUGUUUGACAUUACCUAGCCCACCUGUAGUUCUGAAUGUGAAAAAUGCAUUUAUACGCAAAUGCUAAACCCUAACAAAGACAAAAGUACACUCCUGUUCAUUAAGCAUAUGUGCCUGGUGAAAUGUCCUCUAUUUUCACAACAUCACAAAGGAAAUAAUUUCAUUCACAACUUAUUUACUUAAGAUUGGACUCAAGACGGGCAUAUUAUAUAUAUAUAUAUAUAUAUAAUAUACGGCAAGUCCCUCUGUUGAACUGGGUUGAAAAAAUAAAAGCCUUACCUGUACAAUAUUAUUAGCAAAGCACCUUUAAGCAGUGUAGUUCUGUACAUCGUUGCAUUGCAUUUUACAUUUUUCAUUAUCACUUUUUUGCCACGUUUGCACACAUAUAAAAUACUGAAUUCAAUCACCAAACUAAACCAAUGAUAUGAAAAUACAUUUAUUUUGAAAAGUUUUCCCAAACCUUUGUAACAAAAGAACGUGGAGGUUUGUUUUGCUUGUUGUUUCCAGGAAGUCUGCAUCACUAUGUAGCAUUCUAUGUUAGCAUUCUAUGAUAGAAUUCAUUUAUGUUGUGAAUAUGUACAGAAAGCAAAUGUAAAAGAAAAAGCUAAUCUUUUCAAUAACCCAUUUCAAAUUCAAAGUUAUUGUCUCUGUGUGUUUCUGUGGGCAUGUGUUUGUGAAUGAAUGCCAAUUAUAAU